Molecule: messenger RNA, 792 nt
Organism: Sabethes cyaneus
Lineage: Eukaryota; Metazoa; Arthropoda; Insecta; Diptera; Culicidae
Product: chymotrypsin-1-like
Exons: 3
Coding region: 1-792 (263 amino acids)
Biological process (GO): proteolysis
Molecular function (GO): serine-type endopeptidase activity
Source: RefSeq, a predicted model, not a curated record
AUGAAAGUGGCGAAAAGUUUUUCGCUGGUUAGCGCCCUCGUGAUGAUUCACGGUCUGGUGACCGUUAAUGGCGGUGGACAAAGUAAAAUUGUAGGUGGUAAUAAAGCGAAUGAAGCCAUUCCGUACCAAAUUUCGCUGCAGAUUAUGAUUAAUUCAUUCUACGGACUUGGCCCGAAAACCUGGACUCACAAUUGCGGCGGUUCAAUAGUUUCUCCGACGUAUGUCGUAUCGGCAGCUCACUGUUUGGAUGGUAUCGACCCCUCACGGCUGUCGAUCAUAUCCGGUACGAAUGAUCUGAGGGAUGAUGGGAGCAAGGGAACUCGUCACAUGAUUCAAUCGUACAAAAUUCAUCCGGAGUACGUGGAGUUGGACAAGUGUGACAUCAGCAUAAUUCGAGUGUCGGAUCCAUUUGUGUACAGCGACAAGGUACAGCCGAUCACGUACUCUAGCAAGCACGUCGAUGGAGGGAUUCACUGCCUGCUGACCGGCUGGGGAUAUACGAUUCCGAUCCGAAUCGGAAGAACGCCCACGGAUUUGCAACGCGCAGAACUUACCACCAUCACGAACGACGAAUGUCGAAGCCGUGGUUUUCCGGUUAAUCCUACUGAAAUCUGCACGUUUACCCGCGUUGGACAGGGCGCCUGUGGGGGCGACUCCGGCGGACCGCUGGUUUGUAACAAUCAACUCGCCGGUGUGGUGUCCUACGGGACACGUUUCUGUGGUAUCGGCUCACCGGACGUUUUCACACGUGUUUCCGAGUUUAAACAGUGGAUCGACGAAAACCAGUUGUAA